Molecule: messenger RNA, 2237 nt
Organism: Limulus polyphemus (Atlantic horseshoe crab)
Lineage: Eukaryota; Metazoa; Arthropoda; Merostomata; Xiphosura; Limulidae
Product: interleukin-17 receptor D-like
Exons: 9
Coding region: 348-1556 (402 amino acids)
Molecular function (GO): interleukin-17 receptor activity
Source: RefSeq, a predicted model, not a curated record
GAGCACAGAUAGCCCUUUGUGUUACAUUGUGCAUAAUAACAAACAACGACGUAUUAUUUUAAUAAAUAAUUCAAAAGAACCUGCCGAAAACAACAUUCUUAUUAUGACUUAUAUUAUAUUUACUCAGCCUUAUAAGUUACUUAAAAGGCGCGCUGUAUACGCAAUAGUGUGCUCACUGUGCUGCUGAUAUCACGUUCUCUCUAUUCUGACAGUGGGAAAUACCGCAUGAGCAAUGUUAUUGAACGUUUCCUUCGCUCUUGACUAUUUAAAAUCCUGUUGUGAUGAAUACUUUUAUUUUUCAAAAGGAGAAUACAUGGUACUGCUGAUUUAGCCUAAACUCAGGUAAAAUGGACUGUUUUACUUGGAAUCAGAAUAUUAAUUUUGAAGUAGAUGCAUCUUUGAAGACUGUGGAUGUUGUUUUUGAUGUAGAUUUAACUUGUUUCGAGACCUAUAAGGUGUUUGUUAGUGAAGAAGAAAUAAAGUGUGAGGAUGACAAAGUUUGGCAAGGAUCAUUUUGGAGAAAUGUGACUCCAACUAACACCAUUGUUAGAGAAACAUUUUCAAAUUUGACAUCUGGAGUAGAUUAUCAUAUUGCUAUCAGACCAGGUGAUAAACGUUGUACAGACUGUUUGAAAGACCUUAGUAAUCCAAAAUGCAAAGGAUGUGUUUGUCACAUUAAGAACUUUGCUAUAUCACCUGCUUUGGUUGAGAGCAAUGUCUUAAAAAGUCCAGAGGUGACCAACAGCUAUUUAACUGUAUUGCUCGGUGUUACCUUUAGUAUUGUUGCUGUUCUUCUGCUAUUAUUAGUAAUAGUGGCAUUCCGAAGAAGACACAACUUAAGAAAUCGAGAUCCUAAUAUGCAGAGCUUUGUAUGCGAGUCCAGCACAUCAUCUUCAGGUCAUCUCAUGGAAGACCUGUCUAUUCGAAACAGCCCUCUUCUUGUAUCAUUUCUCUAUUCUCGUGACUGUUUACAGCAUAUUCAAGUGGUUGAAGCACUGGCUCAGUUCCUGAGGAUAAAUUUUGGAGUUGAUGUUCUUCUAGAUGUAGAACAGGAACAUGAAAUUAUUAUCAACCCAGAAGGUUGGGUUCAGUCACUUGUUGACUGCUCCAGUAGAAGUAACAAAAAGAUUAUUAUUAUAGAAUCCGAAGGUGCUGUUAAACGACAGUGGGCUCGACAGCAAGGAGAGAGCUUAAAGUCAACCUCUGAUCAUUUGGACAGCUUGUUUAUGUAUGGGCUGUCAGCUAUAACAAGCGAUCUAACAAGAGCCUCUUCUGACUAUGAUCAUCUACUGGUUCUUCGGUUCCCAUAUACUCCCACAGUCUACGUUCUAGACCACAUAGUACCAAAUCGUCGAUAUCUGAUACCAGAUCACCUUUCAGAUCUGUACCACUCUCUGUUUCAGAGUGCUGAACUCAAUAUCCAGAGUUCUCAAGGUCUCGUAGAACAAUGGCAGCAAUCUCCAUCUUACAUGGAUUUAGUUCAUGCUUUGAAGGAGAUGGAAAAGAUCACUACUGACAACCCAAACUACUUGGAUGAGUAUUUGUUCAAAGAAUAAUGAUACAUCUUCUUUAACAUUAAUUUGUAUUAGCUGAUAUGCUACAAGUUUGUUUUUUUUCCUCUGGUUGAAGCACUUACUGCUGGAAUUGAAAGGAGAGUAAGUUUUUUCUAUUAAUUAUUACGUUAAUGGACAAUAAUUAUAUUCAGAUUGAAGCUCUUUAGUAGUUACAGAAUUCCAUACAGUGAGCUGUAGCUUAUUAGUAUUUGUGUAAAUUUUAAAUUAUCAAAGUCUUUAUCUGUUCAUAGAAGACAUUAUAACCAAAACCUUGAAGCUAACCUGUUAUGAGGUUUUACGUACCUUUCUUUAAGACAAAAAAGGCUGAUGUUGUUAAUUGAAUUAUAUAAAAAAAUAGUAUCUUAAAUGUUUUAAUUUCAACCAAUCCACGAUGUGUACAAAAUAACUUUUUGACUUUAAUAUAAUAUACUUUUAUUAUUUUUCCUCUUUUAAUAAUACUUGUUACCUCAAGAUGAAAUAUUGAAAUUGUAGCUACAUUUAAAAAAAUGUCAGAAUAUUUGUAACUUUUAUGUCUAACAUGUAUGUAUCUUAAAAUUUGAUCACACUUUUCCUGUGUUUUUCCAAAGUUUAAAACAUUGAAUUUUAUGAUCAACUUAAAAUUAAUUAGCUAGCUGACUGUCAAACCAUUAAAUAAGAACUGAUUUUUGUUCACUUUUUUUGUAA